GCUAUUUUCAUAGCAAUUGACACUGAAGGCACCAGAACUGAUCUCACAGAACUGGGUAUCUCAACGUUUGACACCCGUGAUAUCAAGAACCUCUGUCCUGGUCCUUCAGCAUUGGAAUGGUCAAAACAUAUCAGGCCUCGUCAAUUCCGUUUCAAGACUGGCCAGCGCCAGCCCUUCCUCUUUGGUGCUGUUGAGCAUCGGGUCCCUCUGGCGGCGAUACGACCCUAUCUCAAGCUGCGCCCUGAUCGAUUAUAUAUCCUCGUCGGACAUGCUGUGAAUCACGAUAUCGAGAAACUCGCUCACGUCUUAGGAUAUGAGUUGCGUAACGAAUCUAACAUUGUUGCCAUCGUGGAUACCUUUGCUCUAGCCCAGCAAUGCCGGACCACAUUACCUGGCCGGUUGUCGAAGCUUUGGAGAUAUCUCGUAGAUUCAAGUCCAGGGGAUGUCACUCCAGCCGAUGUUAUCAGAUUGUUCUCUCCGAAUCUUCGCACAACAGACUUGAACUAUGAGAGCAACCAUGCUUUCCACAACGCAGGCAAUGAUGCUUUUUACAAUAUGCAUACUCUCUUGAUGCUCGCAUUGCAGCCAGAACUUCUUCGGGAGCCUCAAUACAAUUCUUCACUAGCUGGAGUAUUCCUUAGGGCUCGGUCUUCAGCGUGGCAAUUAGUACGACGCCUGACAAGUAAAGCCCCAGCACCGAAAGUCACGUCAAUGGCUCCGGGCUCAUUUGUUAGCCGACCUGAGGGUGGCUUGACAAUUUGGAUGAAGAGGCCAAAGACCUGA
Messenger RNA from Aureobasidium melanogenum CBS 110374, 783 nucleotides. RefSeq lists its product as uncharacterized. Gene Ontology annotation, molecular function: nucleic acid binding. The record is from RefSeq and is a predicted model, not a curated record. Gene Ontology annotation, cellular component: nucleus. The transcript is spliced from 2 exons. The annotation marks the transcript as partial. Lineage: Eukaryota; Fungi; Ascomycota; Dothideomycetes; Dothideales; Saccotheciaceae.